This is a messenger RNA of Labrus mixtus (cuckoo wrasse), 3295 nucleotides long. RefSeq names its product Kruppel like factor 5b (gene klf5b). The record is from RefSeq and is a predicted model, not a curated record. NCBI's taxonomy places the organism in Eukaryota, Metazoa, Chordata, Actinopteri, Labriformes, Labridae. Gene Ontology annotation, biological process: regulation of transcription by RNA polymerase II. The transcript has 4 exons. Gene Ontology annotation, molecular function: DNA-binding transcription factor activity, RNA polymerase II-specific; RNA polymerase II cis-regulatory region sequence-specific DNA binding. The coding region runs from base 165 to 1493 and encodes 442 amino acids.
GAUAUCACGCAGUUGCGUAAUUUGACAAGCCAGCGCAAAAUAGGCAGAAUGAGCGUUUGACAGCUGGCUCCUUGCUCGCGUAGAUCCUUCCGAAAUAAAACAAUACAUAUGUUUCAUUCAUUUGUGAAAGAUUUCGGGUAGUUAAAGACAGCAUAUUUGCUUUUAUGGCCGCCGCCGUGAGGAAUAAUAAUGUUUGGGUCGCUCCGGGGCAGGACGCGCAGUUUCUCCACAGAACAGCGGACGGUCUGAGAGGUGAAGAUCAUGGACAAGUGCAGUGUAACACGAGGGAUGCCGUCCCGGGAACUUCCCCUUAUCAGGGUUAUAACAUGGGUAAACCUGAGAUGGACAACUACCUGCCUGCGCACCAACAGGACAUUGUAAAUUCUAAAAUGUUCUGCAAGGACAGCUCUCUGACACUAGAGCCCCAAUUCACUGAGGACUUCGCCUCCCCUUACAGCAUCAACAUGAGCCUGCUCCUUCCUGAUGUCACAUACCUGCACCCUGGUCUCUGCAGGACUAUGAGACAGAUCAAAACAGAGCCGUCACACUCCCUGAUGCACCCCGCCUGUCAGGGCAGCGGCGUGCCACCAGCACUCCAAGAGUACCCAGGUGUCUUUACUGUUGCUGACAGUACUAGCAGCAACUUUUUAAUCAAACAGGAAGUGCCAGAUUUCCAGGAUGUUCCCCUGUUUCAGCUCUUGAACUCUGACUUGGAGCAGAUCGUUCAUGGGUCUCAGUUGAACACCAUGGGGAUGGCGCCCUUAAGUCGUCCUAUUGGGAACGUCCAUGUAGGCCCUGCACACAAUUCUGCUAAAAACACAAGCAGCUCCCAGAGUUUUCCAUUUAAUCAUCAUGUUAGCCAUCAGCAGAGGCCAACCUACCUGCCACCUUCUCCACCAAGCUCUGAGCCCUCAAGUCCAGACAGGGGGAAGGAGCUGCUUCACAAUCUGUCCCCGCCUCCCUCCUAUGAAGCCAGCAUCGCCUCCAAGAUAACUUUUCAGAACCACAGUUCCAUCGAUCCAGGACAAACUUCUAACGCAACUCUAAUCCAAAGCCAAGACCAGAAUUGUAAUGUGGGAUUAGUCCAAAGCCCAGGUCCUGUAACAGUCCAGCAUUCAACCCUGACACCAGAUCAGACCACGCCAGCUGUUGGCCCACUGUCCCCCGUGUUGGCCCAGUCAGCUCCAGGAAAAUUCAACCGAAGGAAUAAUCCUGAUCUGGAGAGGAGGAGGAUACACCACUGUAAUGUCCCAGGUUGCAAGAAGGUCUACACCAAGUCUUCUCAUUUGAAAGCCCAUCUAAGGACUCACACAGGAGAGAAGCCGUACCAAUGCUCCUGGGAGGGCUGUGAGUGGCGUUUUGCCCGAUCUGACGAGCUGACUCGCCAUUUCAGGAAACACACCGGAGCGAAGCCUUUCCAGUGCAGCGUGUGUAACCGCUGUUUCUCCCGCUCUGAUCACCUGGCCCUACACAUGAAGAGACACCAGAGCUAGAAACCCUCUGCUGCAAAACAAGCCAAUCUUUUAUUUUUUAUUUUGUUUAAGUAAACAUGGACAUUGAAUCAGCACUGAAAUAUCAGCAGACAUAAUAUAUUUUAAAACUGUGUAGACAGUCUGAGCAGUGCUGGCCUACAAGUAGUUGUUUCUUUUAUUGUGAAAGGAUUAAAAAACGACUGUUGCCUUAUUUAUUUCCACCCUUAUAUUGAGGGACAUUUGCAAAGAUGUCAUUUGCCAAAAGUAAUAAUACAAUAGUACUUAAACCUUUUAAGCCUUUAAUUUUCUUUCAAUCAGUACACAACAAACUCCAAAUAUCAUGAUUACUGUGUUCCAUUGUAUAAACCUUAAUGUGCAUAGUAUGAGCAUUUAUGAAAUUCAAGUAAAACGCAAACUGCCAUCCUGUAAGUGCAGAUAUAGUAUCAAUAUUAACUGGAAGGUCAGAGAAUGUGACUUUUGAGGGGUAGAGUGAGUUUGUGUGUUAUAUAGAAAGUAACAGCAGUUAGUCAGAGAUCUAUGUUAAUACGUUGUGGGUUUAUUUGGACAGAGCAGCUGGCUAGCUGUGUGUAUAGUGUUAAUCGGGGACUUCUACACUGCCAGAUUGAUGGGUUCCUUUACUGAGGAUUACUUUAUUGUGAUUCCCUCUUUUUUUUACUCAAACAUUAAACAAAAGGAAGAUUAUGAUUUAGAGAUUUGAAACAUGAUUAUUUGGACGGCACUUUAAAUGUUCUACAUCUGUGACUGCCCCUCUACUGUUUCAUAGAUGUGGUCAUUGCAGAAAGUGUUGAAUGUUUUUCAUGCAGGUGCAAAUAUAGAUCCAAAUGGUGCAUUUUUUUCAGGAUGAAAAUAUUUUUAUUAAAUUAUGAACUAUAUUUUAUUUAUUUUAAAUCAGUGAGGUUUUGUUGAUGUAAACCAUAGUCAAAAAGCAAUAUCUUAUUUUGCACUUGGGACGGUGUGGGGGAAAAAAAAGUGAAAAUUUUACAACAACUUUGUGUACAUGACAUUUUAUGGGCAGGUUAUUUUUCUGUCUUCUUGGAACUUGUUGUGAUAUUGUACACAUUCAGACUCGUUCCUUCAAACUUUGUUUGAGUUGAAAAUAAUGUUUCCAAACAUUAAACACCUUUUUAACGGGAUUACAGCAUCAUAUUACUGAAUAUUUGUCUUUGUAAGUGGUUUCAAAGUGACGCCUGUGAGAUUUUUUCUUUUUUUUUUUUUUAGACUGAGCACCUGCCAGUCGGAACAUCUGUGGAAGCUUUCGGGUUUCUUUGACCACUAUCCAAACACCUUUUGAAGUGCCUUAAACUGCUUUCUUUGAUUAAUGAAAAAACCACAUUCUUUUAUCAGGUACUCCACUCUGCCAAAACGCUUCUGUAUCUUGGCUACCCCUCUUCUUUUUCACAAUAGAGCAAUCUCUUUAUUUAUGACCAUGUUUCCUUCAGGUUGAAUUAAAUAGAUUUUUAGAGUCUCUAAUUUGUUACGAUGUAUAUAUUUUGUAUCUGAUUUUUAAGGAUACAUCCGUUGGUUGUUUUUUUUUUAGGUGUCUUUUUAUUUUGAUUUGUCUAAGUUUAGUAUAUUGUAACAGUCCACAUGUCAUCUUUGUAGCCAAGAUAGCAGCUCAUUGGACACGUUCUCAUGUAUUACUGCAAUACUUCAAAAAAAAAUAUGUCUGUACAAACACACGAUAUUUUGACAUGAAAGGAAAUAUUUUGUGCCGUAGCUUCAGACCAUAAAAAUGUAGCCUAAAUUGAUCAAAUGUGCUUUGAAGCCAUGUUAUCCACAAAUAAAAUUUCGUCUUGAAUAUC